AUGACAGACCAGUUCGCAUACACAUAUCCCUCUCCUCUGGUGGGCUACGAGAACCUUGAGCCACUUCCCGAGGAAAGGAACGACGACGGAAAGUCCUUGAAGAACCCGCAGCAUGGGAUUCUUAGUAAAGCCUACGAGGAGUUUCCUGAUCCUCUGAGCAAGGGUCGACGGGGAGGAUUCGAUAUCCAUAUCUAUCAUUUUCAGAAUAACCCAGACCAAGUGGCCUAUGCGAGGGCGCUGUGGGAACGAAUUCGACGGGAGUUCCCCGAACUCCGCAUCUACACCUUCUGGGAUAAACCUGUCGGUCCACAUCCAGUCGCCAUGUUCGAGGUGAACCUCUUCACGCCCGCCCAGUUCGGCGCCUUCAUACCCUGGCUUGUUAUAUACCGAGGCCCGCUGAGUGUACUGGUCCAUCCGAACACCGAGGCCCAUGAAGACGAAAGGAAUCACACGCAGAGGGCGAUGUGGUUGGGGGAUCGAAUUCCGCUGGACUUAAGGGUAUUUAAGAUUAUGAAGGAGAAGGAGAGGGUAGAGAGGGAGAAGAAUGAGAACAAAGAGAAGUUAUGAAUCGAGUUUAGUGGGUUCAUAUCUAGGGGCGAUGUAGUAAAUAGUGUGCUGGUUUGAUUAAAGACUGGCUUGAGGAGUCACUGGAUGAGGACCCAUAUAUAUAUCUGAUCG
This is a messenger RNA of Aspergillus nidulans FGSC A4, 678 nucleotides long. RefSeq lists its product as uncharacterized. Bases 1 to 567 code for a protein of 188 amino acids. The record is from RefSeq and is a predicted model, not a curated record. The transcript has 4 exons. NCBI's taxonomy places the organism in Eukaryota, Fungi, Ascomycota, Eurotiomycetes, Eurotiales, Aspergillaceae.